Molecule: messenger RNA, 1152 nt
Organism: Symbiodinium natans
Lineage: Eukaryota; Dinophyceae; Suessiales; Symbiodiniaceae
Source: the annotation of a GenBank genome assembly
AUGCCGCAGUGUGACCAGCUCAGUUUUGGCGGCCGUCACUUAAGUAGGGAGCAGCUCUUGAGGCCGCCUUUUUGUGUAGUUAGGUUUCGCGCCGCCCUCACAAGUAGGAGUGGUAUUGCCGUCGACCCUUUCUUGAUCCCCCUGUGCCGGAUGAGCGGCCGUGGAGAUGACUUGGAAGCCGGCCGAAGGGAGACUUUUGAGCUGGCUUGUCGUCCGCGCGUUCCGUGGUGUGCCGUGCUUCCCGCUAUUCUUGUACUCUUGUUGCCCAUGCUGCUGUGGACAAGGGGGAACUUCACAUUCCUCCGAAUUAUCAAACAGCCUCACAGCUACCAAGGGCAAGCACUUAGAAGUUCAGGCAACAAAAGCCUCUUUUGGCCACGCACCACCGAGUUACCAGCAAAUGCUGCGAGGCACGACGUGAGCGAACUCAUCCGACACCAUGGCCAGCGCGUGGAUGGUGCGAGCUCACAUUUCACCAUGUUUGACAUCAACGGCGGCAUGUUUGGUUGGCUGAAGGGGAAAGGCGAACAGUUUGUACAGGACAUCUUCCACGAGACGCUUGAUCCCGUCUGUCAGGUGGACAUGUCGCCGGGCGAAGCGUGGGAGAAGGCUGUCGUUCUAGACAUUGGGUCCAACACCGGCUUCUACGGCUUGCUUGCACUGGCGAAGGGCUGUGCCGUUGUUUUCGUGGAGCCGCAGCCAGAGUGCAACGUGUUAAUCUCGCAGUCCAUCCGUGAAAGUGGCUUGGAUGAGCGGAAGGUAAGGCGCGUGCAACAGCCGGUGGGUCGACAGGAGGAGUGGGGCAAAUCUCUGGCGGUGUGGCCUGGCAACCAUUGCUCUGGGAGGUUUCCCGUCGAAAAUGCGGAGCGCGGGCACAAGGACGCGUUUGGGUCUGAUGGAGGGUCGCAGGACACCCAGAUGGCAACGCAAAUUCCCUUCCUGCCGGUGUCCGACAUGCUGGAGCUGGUGGGCUUGUCUGACAGCAGCAAGAUACAACUGAUCAAAGUCGACACUGAAGGAAAUGAACUUCAGAUACUGGAAGCUAUGCUGCCGCUUCUUCAAUCUUGGCAGAUUUCGAACAUGGUGGUGGAGGUGGGGCUGCGCAGGCUGUUGUAUUCUGAUGUUUUUUUCCCCAAAACUUCCCUGGGCUGA